UAUCCUCACCACCCUUCCCCUCAUUCAUAUACUUUUCACCUCAUAGCUAGAAUCCUCUCUAGCUAGAUCUCUCUCUCUCUCUCUCUCUCUCUCUCUCUCUCUCUCUCUCUCUCAACACACACAUUGCAUACACAUUACAAGUGAAUUCAAGGGGAUAUCAUUUUGCUAAGCAAGUAUGAUGGAGGAUUCAUUCAACAUCCCACAAAGCAACUUAAGAAGCAAUUGGAUGGUGGAUGAAGAAGAUAAUCUUGAGUCUAUGCAAUCAUUCUUUGAAGAAGAGCUAGAGCCUUCAUGCAAUUCUGUGAGUUCUUCGUCCUCGGACGAAGACGGAGACGCAACUUCUUCGAAUUCGUCGUCGACGGAUGAUAAAUUCGAACAGGGCUCUCCUCUAUUUGAGAUGUCUUCUCUCCUAGAACAACUUCCUAUCAAGAGAGGGCUCUCAAAGCACUUCCAAGGGAAGUCCCAAUCCUUCACAUCCUUAUCUAGUGUGAGGUGCUUGGAGGAUCUAAUCAAACCAGAGAAGCUACACAAGAAGAAGCAGAAGCAGAAGCUCAAGCCAUCAAAGAGCUCCAAUACCAUAGCCAAAAAGUCCUCAAGAAGCACUUUUUCCACACUUGGCUUAAGGAGGAGGAGCUUUUUGAGCAGAAGCACUUCCAUGGCUCCACAGAGACAAGGGAGCAGUGUUUCUAACCACACCCUUCUAUUUGCUUAAGAAAUAGAAGGGCUUGUAAUGAAAUUUAUAAGAUCAGUUGCUGGAUAUGAUUAUCUGCCUCAUUUACGAAAUGUCGAGUCAAUUGCGGUGUAAUUUAAUGCGCGAGAAAUCGACAAAAAUCUUCUAUUUCUAGCAUCAGUAUGCACACACUAAAUUGCAGAAUAUAA
Molecule: messenger RNA, 879 nt
Organism: Ananas comosus (pineapple)
Lineage: Eukaryota; Viridiplantae; Streptophyta; Magnoliopsida; Poales; Bromeliaceae
Exons: 2
Coding region: 176-712 (178 amino acids)
Source: RefSeq, a predicted model, not a curated record